UCAGGAGGAAUUUUUAAACGACCUUAUUGUCUCUAGCUCUAGAAAGACCACGAUGAUUUCUCUUUAGCGCCAGCAGCUGUUUUCUUUCGAAACUUUGCUUUUUUUUUGCCUCUCACACGAGCGAGCAGGAGAAAGGCAAGGCUGGGAGAUCCAGAUGCGAGGAGAGGGAAGGAGAACUCCGCGGAUGGUCUGAGCUAUGCCGAGGCAUUGUUCACUGCUGCCUCUCGGUUACGUUUAAAGGCUGAAAUAUCACGAGAUCCACUCAAUGAUCCUUUUCUAAUUCGAGGGACAAAAUGUAAUUUGCUGUAGCUCUGCUUUCUCGGAUGGGAAUACUAUCCCUAGGUUUCAGAGGGAAGAACUAGGCAUCGCGGUUCGCACACACAUGGAUUAAGUUGAACAGCGGCGAUUACAUCUGCGCUGAGAGCAACAGUAGUCCAGGGCUGACUUUUCAAAUCUCAGCCCUCCGAGUUGGAGGCUCCCUUGAAUAGACUUCCUCCAUUCCCGGAUGCACUUCUCCAAAUUCCCACUUCUCUCUCGAAUUCCUGGGAAAUUGGGGGCUUGCCUGGAUUUCGCCUUGUCAUGCAAAACGGCGUUUUCACAGAGUGAUUAUGCGCUUUCUUUUAGCUGUACCUGACGGGGUAACACGAACUCCACGCACCAUAUUGCCAACACGCGGAGUGGAUAUUGACGUUUGCGAUUGAAGAUUUUUUUUUCCUCCGUCGAUUUUUUUGCCAAGUCACAGCAGUAUGAGAUGUCUCAUUAAUCUCGCGGAUGUGUCUAAUUCUGGAUGUGCAGUGAUACAUAAAAGUGCUGGUGUUUGUAUCCAGCGGAACACUGGAUGCACGGCAGAGAUUGGUGAUUUUUUUUUUCGCAGCGCCUAACGUGCAAACCGCAAGCAUCACUUUAACGUGACAAGGGAGAGGCAUGCAGCUAUCGCAACAUUUGCGAGAUCCUCGUUCUUGACACUAGACUAAUUUAACGUUCCUAAGAAGAGGGUAAACCUUCAUGUUGCUUCUUCAAAUUGAUUUUAAGGGGCUGCUAUAAAGGGAGCAUCAAAAAUCUUCGGCAGGGCUACUCCGAGUGGAAUAUGCAAACUGCGAGCUAGAAGCAUCCUAGCCCGAUGUAAUAUCGUACAUUGUGUGUUCCAGCACUUUUUUUUGUUGUUACAUAAAGGCUCCUGGAAACACCUUGGAUAUUUUACAUUCUCCUUUCUCUGCUGGAAGCAAUCAGCACGCAGGAAUCCUGACUUGGGCUCUGGUACUAUAGGACAUUCCAGCUCGUGAUCCAGCACGGUUACUCGUGAAAAGUGUAUACAUUUCUGGCUUAUCUAUGCUUUGUUAUGGGUCUGACGUGAGCUCACGUCCUCCUCCCCCCUCCUGCAAUAUUACUGGCAGAAUUUCAGUUAAAAGUGUUAUAGUAUCACGGUGCGGGAACCCGUGAUAUUCAGACAGCAAAAAUAACCUUAGUACCCGGCUAUAAAAAGCUAAUUAAGCAGAAGAGGAAAAUCAAGAGAAACUCGAAAAUGUAAGUACUCCCUCUCGGUAACAACCGAACGUUUAACUUUGGAGCCUCAGAAGGGGAAAUACCAAGCUGUUCUGCACGUUUUCGCUAAGCUUCAUUUUCCACACAAUGCAGAAUAAAACGCUGGUUUAAAGCGGCUACGUUACCGAAGGAUUUUCCAUCGCUACGAUCAGACUUAUGUCCUUUAAAUUCACGGCAUGCACAAAAGAGCAACGUUUGUCCAAAACAGGCUGAAAAUAUACGGAACGAUAGGGGGAAAAAGCAUACAAAUCCUUCCUCCGAAGCUAGCGACGAGGAAGUCUGAGAGAGCUGAGUGUGUUUGAGCUCGGAUUGUUUAAUAGAAAGAUUUAUAUACUAACUGUAUUAUUUACUUUGGGAGGGGAGGUGGCAGUAUAAGGGUAUGCUAAUUAGUGGGAGAUUUUUUGGGGGAAGGGGUGGAAUAUCAAUUUUUAUUGCAUCACCUGUCAGGAGUGUCCAAUCAGCGUUGGCUUUAGGGGAAUUAAUUGAUGAAGGUGUCUCCGGACGAGCUCACUUCACUCUGUCAUUUUAUUUGUAGCUAAAGCAGCGGCGGGAAUAGCAGCUGCAUUUCUUUUCUCUUCCUCCCUUCACAUUCCAUUAUCAUAGUUUCCAAUGGAAAAGCAGGGAAUGAAAGGGAACAGGUACUGAUCUUCAGCAACAACUUAAAGAAACACUUUGGCAAACCUGAUUUUUAAGAUUAUAUAUUGAUUGUAGUCUCACGGUAUUUUUUAAUUUAUUUUUUAAAAUUUUGUCUAAAGUUUGGCACUUCAUUCACCAGGAAUAACAGCCUUUGUUAUAUUUUAUUAGCAGGAUGCCUUGAGACAAAUACAGCAUCUGGCUGAGGAUUGUGUGUGUGUGGCUUUUUUUUUUUUUUUUCCUUUUUUUUUUUUUUUCAUCUCUCUCUCUCUCUGCAAAUGCUGGGAAUAAUUUAAUUCACGAAAUGGGAGACCUGAAGUCGGGUUUUGAAGAGGUGGAUGGCGUGAGGCUCGGCUACCUCAUCAUUAAAGGAAAGCAAAUGUUUGCACUCUCCCAGGUUUUUACAGACCUUCUCAAAAACAUCCCGCGAACUACCGUGCACAAGCGAAUGGAUCAUUUAAAAGUAAAAAAACAUCACUGCGACUUGGAGGAGUUGAGGAAACUCAAAGCCAUCAACUCCAUCGCUUUCCACGCCGCCAAAUGCACCCUGAUCUCCAGAGAGGACGUGGAAGCCCUAUACACAUCCUGCAAAACCGAACGGGUUCUUAAAACGAAACGGAGGAAACUAAGCCGGGCGCUGUCUGCCACCGAUCUCCGGCCGGAGCUCGCUCCCCCCGACCCCUUCUCCGGCUUCUGGAAGGAGAACAAACUUUGGCUGGGUCUGAGCGACUCUCCUCGGCCGCUGCUGCCCGUCCGGAGGAAAGCUCUGCGCCCGGGGGACACAGCCUUGCUACCGGCCGCUCAUCUACCUCACAUUUUUAGUAAAUACACUGGCCACAGCUACCCAGAAAUCGCUCGGGCGCCUUGCAAAUCCCCCGUAAACUAUGAAACGGCGCCGGCGGUGGGCGGCUGCGUGCCCCUGCGCUCCCGUCGCCCGCUCGCCGCCGCGGCGCGGCCCCGGCUCCCGACCGCCGGUCCCCCGCCCCUGCCCGCCCGCUGCCGCCGCCGCCGCCACGGGGCGGCCGCCGCCGCCGUCACGCUGGGCCCCCCCGGCGGCGCCCGCCGGCCCCUGGCCCUGCCCCGGCCCUGCCGGCCCCGUGGCGCCCCGCGGCUGCCGCUGCCUCUGCCCCGCGGCUUUGGGCCGCCCGCCUUCCCCGAGAGCGGCAGCAGCGACUCGGAGUCCAGCUGCUGCUCGGGCCGCGCCGCCCACGACUCGGACUGCGGUUCCAGCCUCUCCAGCUCCAGCGAGGGCAGCUCGGAGGAGGAGGACGAGGAGGAGGAGGAGGACGAGGAGGGCAGCGGCGCCUCGGACUCUAGCGAGGGCAGCUCGGAGGAGGAGGAGGAGGAGGAAGAGGAGGAGGAAGAGGAGGAGGAGGAGGACAGCACCUCGGACUCCGACUCCAGCUCGGUCUCCAGCCAGGUUUCGGUGCAGAGCAUUCGCUUCAGGCGCACCAGCUUUUGCAGCCCGCCCGGCGUGGUCCACGCCAACUUCUUGUACCAUCUGGCGGCCGCUGCCGCCUCCCGGCCCCCGGCCCCGGCGGAGCCCGGCGGGCUGCCCGCCCUCCGCGGCGCUCCCGGCGGAGUCAAGCCGGAGCUGCCGGAGCAGUGGGGCUGCCCCGGCUGGGCUCCCGCCGCCCCGGCGCUGCGCUGCUCCGGCGGCCUGGGGAGCUGCUUCGCGGAGAUAAGAGAUGAUAGGGUAUCCGAACUCACAUUCCCACACUCUGAAUUUUCCAAUAAUGCCAAGAGUACUGACCUAACAAUUAACUGUGUUGCAAAGGGGGCCUCUUCACCUAGCCCAAAGACAAACAAUGCAUUUCCACAACAAAGAAUACUCAGAGAGGCAAGGAAAUGCCUUCAAGCAACUACUACACACCGUGCAGAUAACAAUACAAUAGCUGCUAGGUUCUUAAAUAAUGAUUCUUCAUCAGCGGCAGCAAAUUCAGAGAAAGAUUCCAAAAUCCCUCAUUGUAUUGAAUUUGCCACGGAUUUGCCCUCUUUACAAACUGAUCCUGCUGAGGAUGCUGCUUCUCCAGGGGCAGCAGCAGCAGCUGAGCUCCAGUGCACUGAUACAGGCAAUAAGGCAUUGCCAUUCCUGCACAGCAUUAAAAUCAAAAUAGAGGACAGCAGUGCGAACGACGAGUAUGAGCCUGAUCUUACAACACAUAAGCUAAAGUGUGAGUGCAAUGAUACUAAGGAUGAGUUUUACGGUGUGACUGAGAAUAAUAACCAGGACGCUUUAUUAACAGCCAAGGAAGAUUCUGCAUGCACUGAGAAAGAAACCACUUCCUUAAACCCACUGACUCAGAGUCAGGUCCUCUCAUGCACUUUAGGUACUCCAAAACCUGAGGAUGGGGAGUAUAAAUUUGGAGCAAGGGUGAGAAAAAAUUACAGGACACUGGUUUUGGGAAAGCGACCUGUACUGCAGACUCCUCCAGUCAAACCAAAUUUGAAAUCAGCUCGAAGCCCACGUCCUACAGGUAAAAUUGAGACACAUGAAGGAACACUGGAUGAUUUUACAGUUAACAAUAGACGCAAAAGGGUAGCCAGCAAUGUAGCAUCAGCAGUGAAAAGGCCAUUUAAUUUCAUGGCAAAUUUUCCCUGUCCACCAUCACUAAUUAUUGGCAAUGAUGGGGAUUUGUUGCCAGCUUAUUCCUUAAACACCACUAAGGAUUCCCAACCACCUCACAAGGCCCAUCCUGUAUGGAAAUGGCAGCUGGGCGGUUCUGCAAUACCUCUUCCACCUAGCCACAAAUUCAGGAAAUUUAAUUAAUAAAGUAGUUUGGAAAAUAUUUUCUUGAACCACCUUUAACUUUCUUACCUUUUUUUUUUUUUUUAAACUCUGCAGCAUGGUUUGUUCAAACCCAUUAAUGCUAUACUCUAUUGGAAUCCUGUUUUAUCACAUUGUGACGCCAGAAUCUGGAUUACUAUUUUAUUUACCAUUACAACAGUGGGGUUUUUUUCCCUUAUUUUGGGAUCUUGGUGGGGUGUUUUUUUUUUGGGUUGUUGGUUGGAUUUUUUGUUUGUUUGUUUGUUCUGUUGCAUUGUUUUGGUUUUUUUUUUUUUUAAUUAUGUUACAUUCCACAGAGUACUUCAGGCUAAAGACUCAAGUUAAACUCAGUUAUUAUGGUAGAGCUGGAACACUUUACUGUUUAAAUGCUAAUAAUGCACCAGUACCUCAGUUCAACUGCUGCAAAUAAAUGUCAAAAGGUUGAAUAAUAAAUAUUAGAAUGAGCCAUUAAA
Molecule: messenger RNA, 5415 nt
Organism: Haemorhous mexicanus (house finch)
Lineage: Eukaryota; Metazoa; Chordata; Aves; Passeriformes; Fringillidae
Gene: SKIDA1
Product: SKI/DACH domain containing 1
Exons: 1
Coding region: 2480-4945 (821 amino acids)
Source: RefSeq, a predicted model, not a curated record